AUGUUCAAAAUAUUUUAUAUUGAAUCCACUUUUUUAACAAAGACUAUAGCGGACGUGGUCGUUUUCAACUUUGUUUAUGCUGUUCCACAGAAAGUAUGCAAAGCUCUGCCAUUGCAAAGUGGGAAGACGGCAAUAGUAACUGGAGGGGCAGCAGGUAUUGGAUUUCACAUCACCAAACACCUUGUAUCUCUUGGUGCUCGUGUAAUCAUAGCAUCUAGGUCCAGAAAACAAGCAGAGUCUGCAAUUGCAAGAAUUAGAGAAAACCACCCAGAUGCUGAAGUUGAAUUCAUGUUUCUUGAUCUUGCCUCUUUUGAUUCUGUGAGAAAAUUUGCGGAUGAUUUUUUUUCAAAAGACUGGGCGCUGCAUAUUCUGAUCAACAAUGCUGGAGUUAUGUUGGUUCCCUGCAAGAACACAGAGGAUGGGUUUGAAUACCAUCUGCAGGUCAACUUUCUGUCUCAUGCUCUCCUUACCACACUUCUGCUAGAUAAAAUGGAAUCUAGUGCUGCAAUUGGCAACACUGUUGUGAGUGUUGUCAAUGUAUCAUCUGUUGCACAUGAAGCUGCAAACUUUAGAAAUAAGAUAUUUGAAGGAUGUGAAGACAACUGGAGUUACUCAUCACACAACGCAUAUGCAGUUUCUAAGCUGGCCAUUGUUAUGUACACUUAUGCUCUUAGCAGAAAACUUGCUGUGAGGAACUCACCAGUAACAGUAAAUGCAGUACACCCAGGUAUUGUCGACACAAAUCUGUACUGCCAUGUUCAUCCACCCAUUUCAUGGGCUCUGGGUAUUUUGAAGAAUUUUCUUUUUAUGUCACCUCAAAAUGCAUCCAAGGCCCUGCUACAUGUAGCUUUGUCACCGGAUUUGAACAAAUAUUCAGGAUUUUACUUCAGCAACUGCCAGCAGAAAGCAUCCAGCUCACUUUCCUACUCUCUAUCCCUUCAGGAAUACAUUUAUAACAGAACCUGUAAAAUUAUCAAUAAGAAAAGAGAUUGAAUAUUUGCGUGUUUUUUGAAGAUGGUUUUGUGUGUUUAUUUUUGCCUCUAAGUGCAUUCAUGUUCCCACUUGUCUGUAUUCAUGCAGUUUGCUUGCAAUCAUAACUUGACAACAUUAUUUCAUGUUUGUAAUUGUGUAAAAUCUCAGGUGUUUAUAACUGGAGUUCUAAAAAAAAAAAAGAGAGAGAGAUUUAAGAUUAUUUAAUGAGGAAAAAAAUGUCAUGAGAUUUCUUUCCUGUGGUACAAUAUACAGUAUUUACAAAAAAUUCUACUAGCUUCCAAGCUUUUGUUGAUGUUUUAAUCUUAAUAUGUUGAUUAAAAUCUAAUGAAAUUUCUUUAUAAAAGGACUUUUAGUAGCAGUAAUCAGUGCAGAAAAUGGUCCUUAUGGUCCUUUAUAAGACUUAAAAAAAAAUUACAGUAUUUAUACUUUUUAGGUGAUCCAUCUCAAUCUCUGUCUAAAAAUUUGCUGUUAAAAUCCACAGGUAGAUUCAUUUGUAGGAGAUGCACUCCUUCCUUAUUUGUUUGGGCUUAAAAUAGGCCAGGAAAGUAGAUUACAUAUUCCUUUAAAGUUGGCGCUAUAAACUGGAUUAAGUGCUAGUACGUUUAUAAUUGGAAGAUGGUUAUGGGUUUCCAAAGCCCGCACUCUUGGGGGGAAAAUGUAAAAUAAGUGAUCACUUGGCAAAAUCAAUGAGCCACUUUUGAGGUACAGAUGUUUGAUGCCCUAAAAGUGCAACCCACACGACCAGCGAACCAAGAGCCACUUCACACUGAUGUUUCACGUACACACUGAAACAAGUUCGGGUUUUGCCGUUACAUAAUUUAUGAGGGGUAAUUCUGUGCACUGUGAUAGCAUCUUAUCAUUUUCACUGAUCGACUGACAGUUUUUUACUUUGCAUUUUUCCACCCAUGAGAUGUUUCUUAGCAUGCUUUGGAAUAAUGAAUAUUACAGCAUUACACCACGAACUUGUAUUACUGGACUGCUGGCAGAAAACGAGGCAUGCUACUACAAAGCUUCCGGUUUAGUAAUUUUUUUUUUUUUUUAGGCUCGCCGAGACUGGCAGCGGAAAACUAGUCAGCGUACUCUCUGCAAUGCGCAUGCGCUAAUUGAGUUUCUGGUUUCGUCUGCUCGUUCGAGGGCUGUCACUAGUUAUGACAAAAUGGCAAAAGGCAGCGUCUUAAACUAUCACUCAACACGUCAACUCAUGAGAAAACAACUCAGCAAACAAUAAAGUAGAAAACUAAGAGUAUUGAUGUUUUCUGGCCGAAUGCAUUUUAUAGUAAAGGUGAAGGUGUCUGUCCACUUCAGCCUCAGCGAUGAUGAAAUUAGUUUUUACUAAAACUGCCGGCUAUUAAUUUAUGUUAAUUAUAUCACGGACUUGAUUGCAAUUUUUUUUAAAAUAUGUUUUUAUUGUUUGCAUGGUUUGUUUUCGCUCAGACUCGAUCGGUGCAAAGAGUCGAAUCCAUAGAUAUUGCAAACGAGCAAAUCGUUAAGUUUGUCGAAUGCACAUAAAUUACGACAAAGUCAACAGCAGCGACAAUGCUUUCAGCAAAGAAAUAGAUAUCUUACUUAAACCUGCCUCUUGCUGUCGCUGAUGUGCAUCUUACUGCGGUGCCAUGGAUGCUGCUGAACUUUAUCAAAAUGCUAACAUGACAACAACGUUAAAUGUUGGUUACUUGCAUGCAGCAUUGCAGUCUCUGUCAGUCAUAGUAGUUUCAGAAUUGGGUGAUAAGACAUUUUUCAUUGUAGCUAUUUUGUCUGUACAGCAUUCUCGCUUGAGUGUUGUACUUGGAGCCAUGAUCGGCAACAUAUUAAUGUUUAUUUUAACAGUGGCCAUGGGUUGUGUGAUGACAUUGAUGCCAGAGGCCUAUAUACAAGCUCUGUCAUCAUUUCUCUUUGUUAUUUUUGGCCUUCAGAUGAUGAAAGAAGGAUGGAGAAUGUCACCAAAUAAAGCAAUGAAGGAGCUUGAGGAAGCAAAAGAAGAAAUAAGGAAGAAGGAAGAUGAUUCUGCAGGAAAAAUGCCUCAAAGUAAUAACAAUUGGCAUGCACUGUGGUCCUUCCUUACAUCCAGUGUGGUGGUCAAAUCCUUCUCACUGACUUUGCUAGCAGAAUGGGGAGACCGCUCACAAAUUGCAACUUUUUUAUUAGGAGCAAGUGAAGAUUUAACUGGCGUGAUUAUAGGAGGACUUGUAGGUCAUACUCUUUGUACAGGCUUUGCUGCUGUCAGUGGCUAUUUUGUAGCCAAGAAAGUCUCUCUUCGAACUGUUCAUACUGUGGGAGGUCUACUAUUCCUUAUUUUUGGUGUAACUGCAUUAUUCAGCAAUUCCAGUGACUAAGUGGACAGAUUUGGCAAUCUUGCAUCAUUUUGGAAUAUGAUCACUCUGCUGAAAGAAGAAGCCAGACAAUGAAACGGUGUCUUACACCAGCUGAAAUAUAUAGCAGACAUGUCAGCUGUGUGAAAGGAACAUACAUGUAUAUAGUUCUCCAUGUUGCUACAGCCUUAACUACUUGCAUGAUAUGACUAAUGAAAAACAAAGUGACAGAUGACUUUGUAUAUGGCAUUUCCAUAAAAAUGUUAAUACAGAUUAACCAUGACUUAUUUCUCACAUGUUUAAGAUUUAUUUUAGGGAAAGAUGCAUAUGUCAUAAUGAAUCAUAGCAAAGCAACAUAAAAGUAACAAUAUGACAGUGUGACAGUUUUUGCAAUGCAAAAUAAUUAUCAAUAAUUUUUACCAUCUGCUACAUCAAGACUUUCCUCCUCACAGUUUUGAUAUAUAUUGUAGGUCGGCAUAAGAAUUUAAAUAGGAAUUUUUGGCCAGUCUCACAGAAGCUACAUGCAAUAUGCAAAGAUCAGCAGAUGACAGUAAAAGUUAGAAACUCAGAAAUGCAUAAAAUAUAUUUAGAGUAUUAUUUAAUAAUAACAUUUUAUCUUUUAAAACCAUACAUCUACAGUUUCUUUUUAAAAUCUAAAAAAAGCAAAAAUUUGUGAAGAGAAUAUGAAAGCUGGUAGAUGACAUACAAAGGCUAGAAAUGUAACCUCAAUAAAAAAAAAAUUAUCUCAUAAAUGUAUGUAUUGCAUAAUACUACUGAUAUCCAUUUUACUGUUUAAUAAGGGAACAGCUAUGCUCGUUUUUUGUUUUCUUUAAAAUUAAAUUUACAGUAAAAGAAC
Molecule: messenger RNA, 4158 nt
Organism: Pomacea canaliculata
Lineage: Eukaryota; Metazoa; Mollusca; Gastropoda; Architaenioglossa; Ampullariidae
Product: dehydrogenase/reductase SDR family member on chromosome X-like
Exons: 14
Coding region: 1-993 (330 amino acids)
Source: RefSeq, a predicted model, not a curated record